CACACGAUCGGUGUUUUCAUCCGUUGGCAUCUUGUUGAAAUGCCAUCCCGGCUGAGUUUAUAAAGGGGCAUCGACAACGAUGAUAAAUAAAAGAGUCCCGACAUCUGUUCGAGCCGGACGGAAGGGCUGCUCCCCGCUCGGACCGGCCGGAUCGUUGAUUGACGGACGGUUCAUUGGUAACGAUCUCCAAGAUUUCAUUUUUGCCAGAAGGUUCUUCGAGCGGCGAACGGGGGGGACGCCAGCCUGAGAAUCUGGAGAGACGAUUAUUUUGAGUUGUCCAGGUUCAUUCCUUCCUCAAGGCUGGAGCUGUUUCUGCGGCAACCCUCACAAAUUAUAGGUCGCAGCCAAAGGAAGAUUUCUGGAGUGGAGAUUGUCGUUUGCCGAGAAAGAUGGUCGGUCUCAAGCCCUCCGAGAUCCCACCGUCGGCACCCAUCAAAUUCCUCAGCGCUGGCACAGCCGCCUGCAUUGCUGACCUCUGCACCUUUCCCUUGGACACAGCCAAAGUCCGGCUCCAGAUUCAGGGGGAAUCGAGGACUUGCAAGGCAAGCAGACAAGUGAAAUAUAAGGGCGUCCUGGGUACCAUCACCACCAUGGUGAAGAUGGAAGGGCCCAAGAGUCUCUACAACGGGUUGGUAGCCGGUCUUCAGCGCCAGAUGAGCUUCGCCUCGGUCCGGAUCGGGCUCUACGACUCGGUGAAGGAGCUCUACACGCCUAAGGGCUCCGAGCAUACCAGCAUUUUCACCCGCCUCCUUGCCGGCUGUACCACCGGCGCCAUGGCAGUGACGUGCGCCCAACCUACGGACGUGGUGAAAGUCCGUUUCCAAGCCCACAUCCAGCUGGUGGGGACUCCCAAGAGGUACAACGGGACCGUAGAUGCCUAUCGAACGAUCGCCCGGGAAGAAGGGGUCCGAGGACUCUGGAAAGGGACGUUUCCCAACAUCACUCGCAAUGCCAUUGUCAACUGUGGGGAGAUGGUGACCUAUGACCUCAUCAAGGAAAUCCUGCUGAAGUAUCACCUGAUGACAGACAAUUUCCCGUGCCACUUUGUCGCUGCGUUCGGAGCCGGUUUCUGCGCGACGGUGGUGGCGUCUCCAGUGGACGUGGUCAAAACACGGUACAUGAACUCCCGUGCCGGACAAUACAAGAACGCCUUGAGCUGCAUGUUGACCAUGGUGGUGAAGGAAGGACCAAACGCUUUCUACAAAGGCUUCAUCCCUUCUUUCUUACGGCUGGGGUCCUGGAACGUGGUGAUGUUUGUGUCUUACGAGCAGCUGAAAAGGUUGAUGGUUUUGGCCCAGGUUUCUUGGGGAGCCCCCUUCUGAAGUUCGGCGUCACCUCCGGCAGACUUGAUCCGAUUUGGGGCAACAGUCUCUCCUUGAAGAGAGACACGGAAAGGAGAGAUUUUAACCAAAGGACUUUCUGCAAACAGUUCUUGCUGUGAUGGCAAGCAUACUUAUCAAUUAUAUUAAUUGCUACGAAUGCUGUGCCCUGUAAGGCAUGAAUAGAAUAGAAUGACAGAGUGGGAAGGGACCCUUGGAGGUCUUCUAGUCCAACCCCCUGCUUAGGCAGGAAACCCUACACCAUUUCAGACAAAUGGUUGCCCAAUCUCUUCUUUAAAACUUCCAUGAGACUUCAGGCACUGCAAGAAAACUUAUUAUCCUAUAAACAAGCCACAACUGGACAUAGAUUGCGUAUCCUUGCCACCCCAGAUGUGGAUCACAUAUCACGCGAAUGGAUUCCGAGAGGUAAGGAUCGUAAAAUGCCACAAAACCACCCGAUCCCUAGCUUGAUCCGUGUUUCUGAAACAUGUUAAAGCAGUGUUUUUGAAAGUUGGCCGCUGGAAGACGGGCGGACUUCAACUCCCAGAAUUCCCUGUCGUAAAAGCAUUCUGGCUAGGGAAUUCUGGGAGUUGAAGUCCACAAGUUGCCAAGGUGG
Pantherophis guttatus is the source of this 1935-nucleotide messenger RNA. The record is from RefSeq and is a predicted model, not a curated record. Lineage: Eukaryota; Metazoa; Chordata; Lepidosauria; Squamata; Colubridae.